ACAAUUGAUGACUUUCUAGCUGUGUGAUAUCCCCUCAGUCCACAGCCAACUGCACAGCAGCCAACAUGUCUCCUUCAAUGAUAGUUUUUAUCUUUCUGAAGCUUUUCAUGGUAGAAAUUCAAAGUAGUUUUGGGGACAUAUCUCACAGUAUGGUUGCUUUUGUUCAAUAUUCUGAAUGUUCUGCUUUUCAAACUCCGCCAGUUAACACGGGAGAGUACCAGGUACGAACGAAGACGGGAUGUGCCAGGAUAUGUUCUGAAGACAGUGCUUGUGUGGCUUACAGCGUUUCUGGAGCUCUAUGCCGGACACACGAUGAAAUGUUCCAGACCGGAGAAUGCUACAGUGGAGGCUGGAAACACUAUACUAUUCGUAAACGUUGCACGAAUGAUGGAAACAAGUGUAAAUGCUAUGGUGGAUAUGUUGGGGAUGACUGUGAACGACUAAUGAUCGAUUGUUCUGAAGGUGUUGCAAGUGGUCAUUACGAUGGUGAAGAGGGACUCUUCUUCAUUCAUCCAACUCUAUCUACCGAACCCUUCCGGGUGUGGUGUCGAAUGAGUUGGGGUGGAAACACAUACAUACAAAGACACACUAACUCCACUGACUUCAACCGUUCAUGGCAAGAUUACAGAGAUGGGUUUGGAGACCCAGCCAAGGACUUUUGGCUUGGCAAUGACAAGAUAUCCUCCAUUGUAAAUGGUCGCCUUCACCGACUUCAAUUUGACCUCUCAGAUGUGACUUCGAGCUUCAGACAGCGGAUAUAUACUCAAUUCCAGAUAGAUUCGGGAAAUAAAUAUUCCUUUUCAUAUGCGUCCAACUGGGGAAGUUCAAAUUCCAUUAACAAUGCUGGGGAUUGUCUGGGUGAACUGCAAGGACAGCCUUUCUCUACGUAUGAUGCGGACCAUGAUGACAGUCCUCAGAACUGCGCACAGGAACAUCAGUCUGGAUUUUGGUUCAAGGCGUGCACAUCGUGUAACCCAAACGGUGUUUGGUCUGAAACCCCCGAUGGCCAAAGAAGUGGCAUCCCUGAAGAAAUGUUCUGGACCCCAUAUAUUGGUAAUAAUCUGCUGAGUGGAUGUGCAAUGUUUGUAACAGCCGAAUAAUUCUGAAUGUUAUUGUCGGCAUUGUUAUCAGGUUAAUUGAUGGGCACCUUCUGACAUUUAUGUUUUGACAAUAACUGUGAACGUUUGGACGUCUCCAUGACGUCUUCACGACGUCAUAUCAUUCAAGGGGGCGGAAUGUAUCUUACAGUAGGUUGAUAACACAUGAAAAUGAGUGCUAAUAUAUAUUUACAGUGAUCCUUAUGAUGUGUACAUUACCUAUCAGUUUAGUCCUGUGUCAUCAUAUGAACUGUUUCCCCACUGCGGAGUGUGUUGUACUACCCUGAUAACGUUAAUAAAGCUUAUGGCCAGUUAA
This is a messenger RNA of Haliotis rufescens (red abalone), 1413 nucleotides long. Its product is annotated as techylectin-5A-like. NCBI's taxonomy places the organism in Eukaryota, Metazoa, Mollusca, Gastropoda, Lepetellida, Haliotidae. The record is from RefSeq and is a predicted model, not a curated record. The transcript is spliced from 3 exons. Bases 66 to 1100 code for a protein of 344 amino acids.